Molecule: messenger RNA, 3863 nt
Organism: Ctenopharyngodon idella (grass carp)
Lineage: Eukaryota; Metazoa; Chordata; Actinopteri; Cypriniformes; Xenocyprididae
Gene: fhdc2
Product: FH2 domain containing 2
Source: RefSeq, a predicted model, not a curated record
UGAGCGUCAGGUGCUGCUGCGCAUGCGCGUGAAAGUUGCAGAGAAAGUUUGAGAGUUGUCUUCAGUCUACUGGGUUUGUUAAUGGGACUCCCGGCGUUUAGUAAGUGUUUGGAAUUGUUUUCUGUUCACAGACACGCGAGAGACUUUCUCACAGUGGACAGGAAAUUAUUUUACAGCUAUUUUAUUUUGUUCUAAAUUGGAUUACAUCCGUAAUGAUACGAAGUAAAACAUACACAUCACAACCGUGAGGAACUCGAGCGAACGGAUGUCGUCUUUCUCCUGGACAUUUCAUUUGUGCUAUAUCAUUACUUUGAUGACACCCAAGAACAGGAAGUGAGAUUCAUGGCCACCGUCCCCAUCCCGCCACCCCCGAUCCCUCCUCCUCCUCCUCCUCCACCUCCACCCCCUCCUGCCCCAGCCAGCGGUCUGACCCGCGCAGACUCGGGCCGCAAACACCGGCUGCGCAAUCUCAACUGGGAACGGAUCCCCAAAGAGCGUGUGGAGGGCCGUGAGAGUGUGUGGAGCGGCUCUCUGGAUGAGGACAGUGACCUCUCCAUCGACCUCAACUCUCUGGAUGAGCUCUUUGGCCAAAAAGAGGGCGGCAAGCCAGACCGGGCCAGUGGCUUUCGGCGUAAUUUGCUGAGGUGCGGGUCUCCACAAGAGAUGAGUGUGGACAAAGUUACACUGCUUGACUCAAAACGCAGCAUGAAUGUUGGGAUAUUUCUGCGGCAAUUGAAAAUUGCUUCUCGGGAGAUCGUGGAGGAUGUGAGACGAGGAGCUGGAGAGCGUUACGGAGCUGAGAAACUGGCUGAACUCUGCAAGCUGCUGCCUGAUAAUGAAGAGGAGGCCAGGUUGAAAAAGUUCAGCGGUGACCGUAGUUUACUGGCAGAGCCGGAUCUCUUCAUUCUCUUACUGGUGGAGUUACCCAGCUUUCGCAUGCGUCUGGACGUCAUGAUCCUCCAGCAGGAGUUUGACCCCGCGGUGACCUCUCUCUGUGUGGCGGCCAGAUGUCUGCGGGAGGCAGCUCGAGAGCUGCUGAGCUGCCCCAAGCUUCACUAUCUGCGACUGGUGCUCAAGGCGGGGAACUACAUGAACGCUGGUGGUUACGCUGGGAAUGCUGCUGGAUUCAGGAUUUCCUCUUUGCUCAAACUGGCCGACACCAAAGCCAACAAACCAGGCAUGAACCUCCUCCAUUUUGUUGCCAUGGAGGCUGUAAAGAAGGAUAAAGACUUGCUGAUGUUUCCCAGCCGCUUGAGUCACGUCGGUCCAGCUUCAAGGUUGUCAGAAGAGUCUGUGGUGGAGGAUCUUUCUCGACUACAAAGCAGAGUGUCAGAUCUCAGAGUCCGAGCUCAGGCCGAUGCUGAAAUCCAGCUGCAGACCAGAACGUUUCUAGAGGGUGCUGAGGUGAGGCUGAAUGAAGCUCAGGAUGAGCUGGAAAGCUUACAGAAGACCAGCAAGGCUCUGGUGGAGUUCUUCUGUGAAGAUGACAAGACCUUCAAACUGGAGGAGGCCUGUCUGAUCUUCCACGGCUUCUGCCAUCGGUUCCAGAGAGCCGUGCGGGAAAACACAGAGAGGGAGUUACAAGAGCAGCGGCGCGUGGCACGCGAGCGUGAGAAUGUGGAAAAGCGUCGUUCCCUGGCUCUGUGCACCGGACUGGAAGCGGAGCGCGAAUCGAACGACCUGGAGCACGCACUACAGAGGAGCUUAAGUUACACGGGGAGCCGCCGCAGCCUGCGCAGACUCUCGCAGUACUUCCUCCGCUCCAAUGAGAGAAACAUGACAUCUGACAACCAACAGCAACCAAACUCAAACCUUCAUCCCGAAGGAUUCAGUAGAGACUCCAUAAGACUACAUAAGAAUGAUAAGGAAACUGAACUCAAACAAGCUCAGUGUUUUAGCACAGAUUCAGUGUGUGGCCUUCAACAAGAUGCAAUGGACUCACCAAACCCUAAGAAAAGCCAUUCUAGGUUGAGUACAAGGACAGUCCCCAGUGAUAACACUUUUGUUGCUUUGGGAAAAACACGUAUCACGUCACAUCAGCAGGGGGCAGUGAAUGUCUUGCCACUCACAGGACUAUCCCCUAACAAAGUUUUGAAAGUUGAGAAACUGGUUCAAGACACCUCUGAAAGGCUGACGCAGAUAGCGACAGAUGCCUCGGAGGAUGCUGAGAAGAAGGAUUGUGUAAAUGGCAAAGAGGCUCUGUCUCAAAGAAGAGGCGCUCCACAGACAGAAGCCGAGACAGCCACUAGUCUAUUGGGAGAGACGUGGACAAGUGCGUCCUCCCCUGCUAAAGCUAGUCCUCCUCUUACCCAGGAGCCGCGUAGCCCAGAAAGUGGGCAUGUUUACCCGCGGGUUGGAGAGACGCUGGAGUGCCACACGCUAGUGAAGGGCCUACGCUCCUACGAGAGCCUUUCGCCAACUGUGACACGACCAGCCCCAAAUCACUGCUCCAAAUGGAAGAAAGAGCGGGAAGCUGAGGAGCGAGAUGGCGCAAGCUCACCCCAUGCGAAGGAUGAUUGCCGUCUGGUAAAGACACCCACUAGAGGACCAACUAAAAGACUGCUGGUACCCCGAGGAGGGCCCCCAAACUGUAGCGGGACUCCAAGAGUGCACACGAAGCCACAGUCGACUCCUGCCGAUAGCUUGUCGACUAGUCACGUAUCGCGCCCUUCCCCUGUGCGUCCCACAUCCAUACGCACAUCGCUAAUGACACGCUUCACUGGUGUCCAGAAUGAACUCAAACGCAACAGCAGUGCAAGGCAGAAGGUAAACACCCCGUCUGAUACGGGGAAAUUAAAGAGUAACACUGCCGAGAAGUCGAAGCAGGAUGAGGACAAGCAUCGUGAGCAGUUUGUAAGAGGCUCACCACUUCGUGUGUCCAAACGGCUAGCGCCCAACUCUGAAUCCCCAGCUUCCCGCACCGUACACAGUCCCACCGCUGCUACGACUGCAAAGACAAUCCGCACGGCCAUCAUAAGUGCAGCCAAAGCCAAGACAAGCAAGACCCCCGGCACUAGAAUCCCAGGCCCCAAAAUUCCCAGACCUGCCGCCCAACCCAUGUGGAGAUAGUAUCUGGUUUCUUGAACUCUUGAGUAGCAGUUGAUUGACAUUUUCUGUGCAUUUGAACUAAAUUAAUAUACGUGCGAAUGGUCAACUGUUGUCUCCUUGCAAAUAAAGGAGCCAUUCAUUCAGUCUGCCCAGAAUGGACAGUCCACAGGGCGCUGUAAUGGAUCCUAGCAGAAUGACCGCUACUUUCAGAGUUCUCCACUGAUUCAGGUCACUUUGAGUUUCGCCUCCCAUUUCAGGACCUUGAUGGAAACUGUCGGGAGAGUCUCACUCUUCGGCUGCACGCUCUACCUCUGAACACUCGAGUGCCCUGUGCAGGUAACAGCGCACAUCAGAAGGGUUCCUGCCAGAACCUUCUUUCAUAUGUGUUUUGUUUGUGAUGUUAGAAUGUCAAAGCGAAUAGAGCUGCCCUGGUCAAACAGAACACUCGUGUAACUUCUGUGGUCCGGUUGAUUUUAACUUGCCCUUUGAUUCAGGUCAAACUAAUGGUGUACUUAAGUUACAGGUACAAAAUAAUGAUGCAAAACUAAUAUGUAAUAAUUCAAGAUCCCAAAGCAAAUAUGUUGAAGUAAAAUUGUGUGUGAGUUCAGUUUCCAUUUGUACAUGUUGAGCUUCUUCAACUUUGUUGCACUUUACAGAUGAAAGAGAUUUAAUGCUGGCAGGUCUCUGUGAUAAUCUGCUGUACUUGUGUGUUUUCUGUAUAUGAAAUGUUAAAUUAACAGAAUCAAAAACAUCCUUUGUAAUAUUUGUAUUUGUAAAUAAGAAUUUGAAAUAAAGGAAAGUCUGUUGAGAUAUUC